Messenger RNA from Pangasianodon hypophthalmus (striped catfish), 1363 nucleotides. RefSeq names its product N-acetyltransferase 9 (GCN5-related, putative) (gene nat9). Bases 246 to 902 code for a protein of 218 amino acids. The transcript is spliced from 6 exons. Gene Ontology annotation, molecular function: N-acetyltransferase activity. NCBI's taxonomy places the organism in Eukaryota, Metazoa, Chordata, Actinopteri, Siluriformes, Pangasiidae. Gene Ontology annotation, biological process: protein acetylation. The record is from RefSeq and is a predicted model, not a curated record.
GUGUUUUCCGCCUGGUUUUAAACCGUUUCAGUAGAAACGGUGUUGUUUUUGGUUAUUUAUAUUAUGUGUGAGUGUUAAACUGUAUAAUAUAAAUUAAUUUUAAUUUGAAUGGUUAAUAAGAAUCCUUGAAAACACGCCGUUAAAAGCAGGUAUGCUAACUUUGUGCUAAAAACAGUUAAAGUAGUGAGCUUGGUCGCGUUGUAUGUGUUGUUCUGAUUUUUCUUCCAGGAUAAAAUUUCAGAAAAAUGCGGAUAAAUGAAGACAUUUUACUGGAAGGCAGUAAGGUUGUGUUGGUUCCCUACAACACUGAACAUGUUCCCAGGUAUCACCAGUGGAUGACGUCAGCCGAGCUGCAGAAACUCACUGCGUCUGAACCUUUAACCCUGGAGCAGGAAUAUGACAUGCAGAGAAGCUGGCGAGAAGAUGAGGAUAAGUGCACAUUUAUCGUCCUGGACAAGCAGCGAUGGACAGAUCCGAGCAUCUCAGAGGAAGAUUGCAUGGUGGGAGACGUCAACCUCUUCCUGACUGACCCCAGUGACCCGUCACUGGCUGAGCUGGAGAUCAUGAUAGCAGAGCCCAACUACAGAGGCAGAGGAUUUGGCAAAGAAGUGACAUACAUGAUGAUGCGUUACGGCAUCACCAAACUCGGCAUCAAGAAAUUCGAAGUGAAGAUCGGUUUGGAAAACAGGAUCAGCAUAGAUAUGUUCAAGAAGCUCCAGUUUCAAGAGCUCUCCAUCAGCGAGGUGUUUCAGGAAGUGACUCUUGGCCUGACUGUGAGUGAGGCAUCAUGGGAAGAGUUGCUGGGCAGCACGGAUAUCGCACAGGAGAGAGAGUAUGGAAAAACACGGGACUCUAGGCACAGAGAAAAACAUUCUUUAACCACCGGAGCUGAUGGGAACUGAGAAGAGAGACGGUUUUAAUGAGAGCCAGAGAGUAAACGGAGAAAAGGUUCACACAGGAGUAUCAGCAGAUAUCUAAACAUCAUUUAUUUUGCUGCUAAAAGCAACUCUGAUUUGUUAUAUUGCACUUUUAACACAGCCUUUGUGUUCUGUCCAGGCCAAAAUGAUUCACUUACAGCGGAACAAAACUACAAAUGAUUUUUCCACCUUUAGGCAUUUUAAGUGCGUGGCUCAGUUAGCUCAAAAUGAACAUUUUCGUUUCUUAUAAUCAGUGUUUUAAUAUUUCAAUAUUAUCUGCUUUUAAGAAGCAAGUUUACACCAUUGACAUGGAUAUUGUUUUAGGAGCAGGGAGGAAUCAAUUCUUAGAUACAUCUCUAUUGAUUUCCCAAAAGUGUUACAAUCUGAUCAUUUUGUCUUGUCAUCGCAUGUAAAAUGACCGGUUUGUGUAAAUUAUGAAACACAAA